Trypanosoma rangeli is the source of this 1857-nucleotide messenger RNA. RefSeq lists its product as uncharacterized. Bases 1 to 1857 code for a protein of 618 amino acids. The record is from RefSeq and is a predicted model, not a curated record. The transcript has a single exon. NCBI's taxonomy places the organism in Eukaryota, Euglenozoa, Kinetoplastea, Trypanosomatida, Trypanosomatidae.
AUGGACCAGCUCAGCAGGACACCGAGCCCGACCCCUGCGUUUCCGCGGCGGCCUGUCGUAAAGAACAUUUUGAAAAGCGUUGAAAGCCAUGUUCGUCUCAUGUCUCACCUUGAGUACACAUCAACAUCCUCUAGCUACACCUCCUUGCGCCUCAAGAACGCACAAACAGAUACGUGGUCCGAGCCGUUUAAUGUCACUCGUGUGCACAGGGCCACUCCAACGGAUAUUUUCUACCAGGAGGUUAUUGCGCCGUGUGUGUCAAACUGUUUGGCAGGACAGAGCUACCUCUUCUUAGUGAGCGCCCCCUGUGAAAGUGGCCGCAGUCAAACCCUGUACGGCAGCCCGCACCAUAGCGAGAAGGGAAUCAUAGAGCUCACCGCAGAGGAGUUGCUGCGGCGUGUGGCGGGUACGGCAGACGGGGACGAAGUUGGAGGGCCUCGCUCGACCGUAACGCAUUCAGCCUUUAUUGCACGUGGAUCUCAGUUGCUGGAGACGGUUAGUGGCGAUCCGGUGCCAGUGGUGGAAUUUCCACCGCCGUUGGGGGCCACAGCGUUGCCACAAAUGCGCCUUCUGGCUUCUGCUCCCAGCGCUGUUCAGAUACCGACGAAGAAGCACAUGGAUACCUCCUGCAUCGUGCAGUUUCAGGUCUACACGCCGGUAGAUACCUUUGGGCGGCGUUCCAUGGCCACGCUAACGUUUGUGGAUGUGGCCGCGUUUCGCCCACCCCACUGCAGUGAAAUUUGUCAUCUUGUGGAGACGGUGCGCCGUGUGGCCGGUCUCUCAAACGCCGGAGAUCCUGGUUUUAAGCAAACAAAGUUGACGACGUUGCUUGAAUCCGCUCUUGUGGGUUACGUGACUCUCAUGUCUAUCACAACCAUCAGUGGUAGACAGAAUUUGCAUGUGGCCGCAUGCGACGCCCUGCGGUUUGCGGAGUCACUUAGCCGCAUCCACCAAGUCCUGAUGCUUGUGCACAUCAACACCCCUAAGUGGUUUUUGGAGACAGCGGAAAAGCUUGAGGAGCUUCGUAUGCAGCGGGAACGCAUUCUCUCGGAACAGCACUCCCGUGGCGUUUAUGAUUUUUACCGUGCCGCCGCCAAGUGGCUGGCGGAGCACGUCAGCGACGUUGACGGUACCUUCGACAAGCUACUCGAGGAGACGGAGGCCGUCCGUCAAGAGGUUGCGCGCGAGGUGGAGGCGCAGAGGGCGGACCUGCGGACACGCAUAAAGGAGGAGCAGCAGGAGUGUGCGGCACAACUGGAGCAAACACGGGCCACCCACGCUGUGACGACGUCGCAGUUAGAGACGGUGAAACGGCUAGACGAGACAAUUGCGGCGCUCGACCAGCAGCUGGCGCAAGGAGACUUCUACAGCGACCACAAAAUCAGUGAGAUGCGCAUUGAGAUUUCCACGCUGGAGAACGAGACGAAUAUGCAUCGCCAGGAGCUCACACAGCUGGAAAAGGAGGAGAAGCUCUACACCAGCAAGUGCCAGGAGGUGGUGGGUGUGCUCGGCAAGUACGCCGAGGAUCUUGUCUGGGCUCAGGCGUACUUUGCACACGCCCUCGAGAUGAGCACCAUCAUCCGGAAGAAGGAAAAACUGGAGGCGGAGCUGGAGCUUGCCUCGUGUGUGGCCCGCCGGGAAACACAAACUCUUCGCGUCGACCGGGAACGCCGUUCAAAGAUGUCGCGCCUGACAAUGAUGCAGCAGAAGGUUGACGCUUUGCGAGACAGAGUGCAUUCUAACAGUAGCAUGAAUAAUGAGGGCAGCAACCAAUCAGAGUGGCACGACCAAUCUGCUUCCGUGUCGCCACGGCGCAGGCGACAACGUUAUGUGAGUCCACGUUAUUCAGCGAUGUAA